This is a messenger RNA of Pelodiscus sinensis (Chinese soft-shelled turtle), 4198 nucleotides long. The record is from RefSeq and is a predicted model, not a curated record. Lineage: Eukaryota; Metazoa; Chordata; Testudines; Trionychidae.
CACCUGAACUUCCCUCGCCUGCCCACUCUAUCAGCUGGUGCCCUGGCCUAGGCUCCCUGUCUGAGCCGGGGAGGGGGAGCACAGGUUAUACCGCCAGCAACCUUCUCAUCCCUGGGAGGCUGCUCUCCCUGCACCUCAUGCCCUGCACCCAUCUACCUGCCCACGGGUGACUCUAGGCUUCUGGCUUCAGUGUGAGUGCGAGUGAAUGGGAUCCUUAAGGACCAUGGGACCUGCGCCCGAGGGGAGCCAGCUGCCUGGCUCCUGGAUGAACUGCAGGGCUCAGCACCCAUCAGGGCCAGUGUGGUCGCUGCUACGCAGGGUGCUCGGAGCUGGCCUGGCUAGUGGCAAUAUGGGCCCUAGCCAGGACUGGGGUAAGAAUGAUGAGAAGCUCCUACAAGCUGUGGACUACAAUGACCCCGAGAAGGUGUCAUCUUUGCUCCUGCGCAAGGGCCUGGUCCCCACCAAACUGGACUCGGAAGGCAAAUCUGCGUUCCACCUGGCUGCAAUGAGGGGGACCGUGGACUGCCUGGAGGUGAUGCUCGCUCAUGGAGCCGACCCCCUGGUCACAGACCGCUCAGGGUACAAUGCGCUCCACCUGGCGGCAAAACACGGCCACCCACAGUGCGUGAGCAAACUGUUGCAGGCAUCUUGCCCGGUUGAUGGAGCUGACAGCAACGGUCGGACGGCGCUCCACUAUGCAGCUGUCAGCGGCUGCAUCUCAUGCUCAGAGAUUCUCUGUGAUUUCAAGGCCUCCUUGAAUGCCAAGGACAAGGAUGGCUGCACUCCGCUGAUCCUGGCAGCUAAGAUGAGGCACUCAGAGUUGUGCCGGUACCUGCUGCAUCGCGGAGCUGCUGUGAACAGCAGAGACCUGCAAGGCAGAACAGCCCUGAUGCUGGCCUGCGAGAUCGGCAGCGCGGAGACGGUGGAAAUCCUCGUCCAUGCCGGGGCCCGGGUCGGCAUGGUGGACGCCCGAGGUCAGGACGCAGCUGGCUACAGCCUGGCCACGGGGAACGCCUUGAUCCAGCACUACCUGCAGGACGCCUCCCAGCGCCACUCCUUGGCCAGCGAAGAGGAGUCGGCUGAGCGGACGUCCCAGACGUCAUCGCCGAGCCAGCCCCUGCUCACCGAGAGGAACAGCAGCCCGCGAAAGAGGAAGGCCCCUCCGCCGCCCCCGGGGACCGCCAGCCAGCACGUCCCCUGCUCUCCGGAGCACAGUUCCCCUUCCACAGAGCCGAGCAGCCGGAUAGUCACCGCCAAGCCUGCCAGGGCUCGGCCUGGCCCUGGCAGGGUGUGGGAUUCCCCCCAGGAGGACAGGGAGGCCUACGAGGAGAUCGUCCGGCUGAGGCAGGAACGGGCUCGGUUCCUGCACAAGAUCAAGGGCCUGGAGCAUCAGCAGGAGAAGCAGAAACGGGAGCGGCUGGGGGUGGAGGAGGGCUCCCUACGCUCCAUGGAGAAGCAGGUAGGCCAGGUCUCUGGACCCGGAGAGCUCCGGACGUUCUCUGAGAUGGGGUGGGAAGGGAAAAUGGCUUUGUGCAGAUGCACCGAGAAGGAGAACACCAGCUACGACAUCGACACACUGCAGGACGAAGAGGGCGACCUGCUGGAGUUCCCAGGGGCAGAGCUGCUGCUGUCCAAGAAGACCCUGAGUCUGUCCGCGGAGGAGCUGGUGGCCACGCUCCAGGGCCAGGUGCAGUCGCUCACCUUGCAGAACAAGGAGCUGCUGGAGAAGAUACAGAUCCUGGAGAAUUACGAGAAAGAUGAGAGCGACAUGGUCCUGUCAGAAGAGCUCGUCCCCGUCGCCCUCUACGAUUCCCUCCGGUCGGAGUUCCAGCGGCUCCAGGGCCAGCACGCCGAGGCCCAGGCUGCAUUGGGAGCUCUGGAAGGCAACGGGCCCCACAGGGCCUCCUGCGAGCUCGUCCCGGUGGAGGCAUACGAGCAGCUGAAGGCUGGAUACGAGGCGCGGAUCCAGGCCCUGGAGGAGGCGCUACACAGGAGCCGGGGCCCAGCCGAGCCCGAGGGGAGGGGCCAGGAGCUGGGCUGGGCCGGGGUGGAGGCAGGCGGAAGCAGUGGGGAAGGAGGAGCUGGAGAUGCGGCGGUGGAGGAGCUGGCCAGCGUGCUGGCAGAGACGCGGGAGAAGUACGAGGCGGCGGUGGCCGAGGUGCAGCUCCUGCGGGAGCAGAUGCAGCUGGGCAUCCUGUCUGUGGAGGAGCCGGUGGGGGAGAGUGCCGGGAGCGAGCUGGAGAUGGCGAGGGCGGCUCUGCAGGAGGCCCAGGCGGCCCUGUUGGAGAGAGACCAGAGGCUGAAGGACCUGGAGGGGCGCCUGGAGGCCCAGGAAGAGGCGUCCAGUGGCGGUUGCUGCGCCGAGGAGAUGAAGGCGUCCCUCACCUUUACCUUGGAAGCCGCCACUGAGGAGAGGGCCGCGCUGCUGGCGAGGUGCAGCCAAGCGGAGGCCGGAGCAGAGGAGCUGAGGAGGAACCUGGAGGAGAGGGCCGGGGAGCUGCAGCAAGCAAUGAGCCGCCUGGCAGAGAGCCAGCAGUGGGAGGAGGAGAGCCGGCAGCUCCGGGAGCAGCUGGAGGAGCUGAGCGGGCAGUACGAGGAGGCGCGGGCCCGGCUCCGGCAGCUCCACAUGGAUCACGGAGAAGCGGAGGCCGGAGCAGAGGAGCUGAGGAGGAACCUGGAGGAGAGGGCCGGGGAGCUGCAGCAAGCAAUGAGCCGCCUGGCAGAGAGCCAGCAGUGGGAGGAGGAGAGCCGGCAGCUCCGGGAGCAGCUGGAGGAGCUGAGCGGGCAGUACGAGGAGGCGCGGGCCCGGCUCCGGCAGCUCCACAUGGAUCACGGCCAGAAGGAAGUGGAGCUGAACGCCCUGAAGGAGCAGCUGGCCUCUGAGAGCCUCUCCAGGCAGGAGCAGGAGGAGCUGGCAGGGAAGCUGAGCGGGGCGCUGGCCGAGGCCAGCAAGAAGCUGCUGGAGCUGGAGGAGCAGCAUGGCGCUGCCCGGCGGGAGGUGGCGGAGCUGCAGCAGGCGGCGGAGCGCCACAGGCGGGAGUCGGUCCCGCUGGCCGAGCACGCCCGAGCCAAGGAGGCCCUGGAGGCCAGAGCCCGGCGCCUGGAGCAGGAGCUGGCUGCCAAAGCCCAGGAGGCCUCGCAGCUGCAGGGCGAGCUGGCCAGCAUGCGGGAGGGCACGGUGCCCAGGGAGGAGCACGAGCAGCUGCGGAGCAGCCUGCAGGCCGAGGUGACCGCGCUGAGCCUGAAGCUGAGCGACCUGGGGCGCAAGCACGAGAAGACGUGCACGGAGGUGUUCCAGGUGCAGCGCGAGGCCCUCUUCAUGAAGAGCGAGAAGCAGGCGGCCGAGGCCCAGCUGGCCGCCACGGAGAAGCAGCUGCAGAGCCUGCGGGCCGAGUCCGAGAGGAUCCAGGAGCUGCACGGCCGCAUCGAGGACUCGGCCAACCUGGUCAAGGAGAAGGACAGGAAGAUCACGGAGCUGUCCAAGGAAAUCUUCAGGCUGAAGGAGGCUUUGACCAGCCUGUCUGUGCUCUCUGGCCAGGGGGGAACCCCGCCCCAGGCAGCCCCGCAGAACCCACAGGAGGUGGCAAAGCUGCAGAGCACAAUAAAGGCCCUGGAGCAGCAGCUGGCCGAGACAGAGAAGCACCAUCGCAAGGUCGUCUCCCUGUACCGGAGCCACCUGCUCUGCGCCAUUCAGGGCCACAUGGACGAAGACGUGCAGAGACUCUUGUACCAGAUCCUGAUGAUGCAGCGGCUGCAGGAGCAAGGCAGAUGAGCGCCCAGGGCGAGGGAGCACGGCCCAGUGCCCGCCGGGGUGGACUCGCACACAGCACCCGUGGCCCGCCGGCCCUUUUUGCCCACCCCUCCUCGCCCAGCGCAAGGCCUGCAUGGAUCGGGUGACCACGGGGGGUGGCGCCUUUGUACCUUUGCACCCAGCUCCUGGGCCGUGUGUGCUGGGAGGUGCCUCAUGGCAGGGCCAGGGCUCACUCUGCCCUCUCCUUGGGGCAUUGACCUCCGCAGCCUCUGAGGGGCCAGGGGAGGCAGGCACCGGGCCGGGACACAGCACGGACCGGCGUGGCUCCGUGGGCAGCAGGGGGCCGUGCAGGGGCGAAGCAGCGUCACUCACCAGCUCCUGCCUGCGUCUCUCGGCAGAGCAGCCACAGCAAUAAACCGUUUGUACUCACUCUGCAGAGGCUGGCCG